Molecule: messenger RNA, 1707 nt
Organism: Nicotiana tabacum (common tobacco)
Lineage: Eukaryota; Viridiplantae; Streptophyta; Magnoliopsida; Solanales; Solanaceae
Source: RefSeq, a predicted model, not a curated record
AUGGGUGAAGCAGCAGCAACAGCAGCACUGCUUGACAUGAGGGACGAUGGGGACGAAGAAGAUGCAGAAGGGCAGCCAUGGAGGAGAGCCAUUAUUGCUAUAAAUGAUGGAGGCUAUAAGACAGGAGAUAGUGAUCAAGAAAGGAAGGCGAGUGAGAUGAAGAAAGUGAAAGAGAGUUUGAAAAGAAUUGAGUAUUUAAAAGAGCCGUGUGUUAGUGAUAUUGACUUUGGAGAGAUUUAUGCGAAGUGUGGGACUUUCGAGGCUUGUACGAAAGUCAGGCUAGAUGAUGAGUAUCUUGACAAGGAAGAGCUUAAGGAAAAGAGAAAGGAGGAAGCUCAACUUAGUGAAAAUGAGAGGUUUUUCAAGGUUGAAGAAUUUUUACUUAGAGAAGGCAAGCUUUGCGUGUCCAGUUCUUCCUGGAGAGAGUUGCUGAAAUCCAAGCCACCAGAAUUGCAUCCUCGAUCCAAGCUGGAGCAGUUGAAGACAAUUGGUAGGGAGCUCGCAAUGGGCUCCCAAGGCGGAUUUGGACAGUCCAAAGAGUUUCUCGACCUAAUCAAAUCCAUCGGCGAAGCCCGAUCCAAAGCUGAAGAAGAUCGAAUCGUGAUUAACGAGAUCGAAACCCUUAAAAAACGAAUCAUCGAGCCUGAUAUACCUAAAAGGAAGAUGAAAGAGUACAUAAUACGAUUAGUGUACGUCGAGAUGUUAGGCCACGAUGCAUCGUUUGGGUACAUACAUGCUGUGAAAAUGACUCAUGAUGAUAAUUUGCAUCUUAAACGUACUGGUUAUUUAGCUGUGACGCUUUUUUUGAAUGAGGAUCAUGACUUGAUUAUCUUGAUUGUGAAUACUAUUCAGAAGGACUUGAAAUCGGAUAAUUAUUUGGUGGUUUGUGCCGCGUUGAAUGCCGUUUGUAAGUUGAUUAAUGAGGAGACUAUUCCAGCAGUGUUGCCACAGGUGGUGGAGUUGUUAGGGCAUUCUAAAGAAGCUGUUAGGAAAAAGGCUGUUAUGGCACUUCAUCGGUUUUUUCAGAAAUCGCCAUCGUCCAUUUGCCAUCUUGUCUCCAAUUUCAGAAAGAGGCUAUGUGACAAUGAUCCUGGCGUAAUGGGUGCUACACUUUGUCCUCUUUAUGAUCUUAUUGCUGCAGAUGUUAAUUCUUAUAAGGAUUUGGUUGUCAGCUUUGUAAGCAUUCUAAAACAAGUAGCGGAACGGAGGUUGCCCAAGAGUUAUGAUUAUCAUCAGAUGCCUGCUCCAUUCAUUCAGAUCAAAUUGUUGAAAAUUCUGGCAUUACUGGGAAGCAGCGACAAAAAAGCCAGUGAACAAAUGUAUACUAUUGUUGGUGACAUUAUGAGAAAAAGCGAUUCAACCAGUAAUAUAGGAAAUGCUAUUCUAUAUGAGUGCAUAUGUUGUGUUUCCUCAAUACAUCCUAACCCCAAAGUAUUAGAAUCUGCGGCAGAAGCAGUUGCCAAAUUUUUGAAGAAUGAUAGCCAUAAUCUAAAGUACUUGGGGAUUGAUGCGCUUGGUAGAUUGAUAAAGAUAAGUGCAGAAAUUGCUGAGCAGCACCAACUAGCAGUGAUUGAUUGUUUAGAGGUUGGAAAUGUUACUUCUCAGGUUUCUUCUAAACAAAUGAUAUUUCAAUUUAUGGAGCCAUCACAAUGUUGGCUUUCCUUUCUGUUUAUGGCUGCAAUACAUAGCUAGAAUAUUCAGCUAUUU